AUGACACCUCCGGUGACAGAUACUGUACGGAUGACAAUUUGGCCUGGUUCUAUCUCGAGUCACCCUCAGCAGCCUCCUGUUCUUUCGCCUUCUCCAUCUCCCAAUGAUUCUGGACCGGACGACGCUCCUACUCCUAUCGUCAUGCCUCCUCCUUCCACUCGCUGUUCCAGGGGUUGUACACAAGAGUAUGGUAUUGACUAUGAAGAGACUUUUGCUCCUGUUGGUCGUCUCACAUCUGUUCGAGCUCUUCUCGCCAUUGCUGCGAGAAAGGUUACUGAUAAUGUUGGAGUUCAAACAAGUCAGCCCUCUAAUUCUAUUUCACAAGAAGGUCAAGUAAGUGAGCUCUCUAAUCUUACUCAAAAUACAUAUCAACAUGAAACCAAAGUACCAAGAUUAGAAAGAGAUGUUGAUAUCUCUUUACUAGAAAGGGAUCCAGGAAAGCGACGUCCAAUUUGGCAGUAUAAUGUCAAUGAACGUGAUAAGAUUCGUAGAGCAUACAUAAUAGCUGGACCAUACCAACCAACAAAUAUUAACUAUCCAGCUUCUGGUAAUAACAAUCACCGUCGAUAUUUUCAAUCUUCUUGGUUUAAGAAAUUUUCAAGUUGGUUAGAAUAUUCACCAGAAAAAGAUGCUGCUUAUUGUUUGCCUUGCUACUUGUUUGGUAAACAUUAUGGUGCUCGCAAUGAUGGAAAUGCAUUUUCAGUGUUAGGAUUUAGUAACUGGAAGAAAGUAAACAAUGGGGUAAAUUGUGCAUUUGUAUGUCACGAGGGUUCUAUUCCUAAUUCUCCCCAUAAUUUGUGUGUGAAAUCUUGUGAUGAUUUAAUGGCUCAAUCUAAGCAUAUAGACAAAGUUCUUGAUAGGCAUAGUGAUGAAAUUAUUGCAAAUAACUAUUUAAGGUUGAAGACAUUUAUUAAUGCUAUUCGAUGGCUUGCAUUUCAAGCAUGUGCAUUUAGAGGCGAUGAUGAAAGUCCUGGAUCUUUGAAUAGGGGGAAUUUUAUUGAGUUAAUUAAGCUUUUAGCUUCCUCAAGAGAUGAGUCAAAGCGAGAACAAAUGUCUGUGGUUUUGAGAUUUGUAGACAAGCACGGUUGUGUUCAAGAAAGAUUUUUUGAUCUUAUACAUGUUUCUGAUACAUGUUCUUUGACAUUGAAAACAGAAAUUUCAUCAGUUCUUUCGCGUCAUAAUCUUGAUGUCCAAAAUCUUAGGGGACAAGGGUAUGAUGGAGCUACCAAAGAAGUUUGUUAUGUUCAUCAAUUGUUUUCAAAACUUACACUAAUUGUGAAUGUCGUGACUGUUUCUCCUAAACGUCAUGAUCAGUUAAGGGUUGCUCAUCAAGCAAAUAAUGUUGCAAACUUAAUUGCCAAUGAUCAAAUUGUGACAUGUAGUGGACUUAAUCAAAUUGGUACUUUGCAAAGAGCUGGAGAUACUAGAUGGGGGUCUCAUUUGAAUUCUGUACGUAGCUUGUUAUGCAUGUUUGAUGCUACUUGUGAAGUUCUUGAAAAAAGCACCGAAGAAGGUAAUUUCUCCACUCGUGGUGAUGCUAGUGCUGCUUAUGAUGCUAUCACAUCCUUUGAAUUUGUCUUUGUUUUGCAUUUGAUGAGAAAUAUUUUGGAAACUUUAAUCCAAAGAAUGAGAGAAUCAAGUUGGGAGGCUUUCAUAAAAGAAGUUAUAUUAUUUUGUGAGAAACAUGAAGUUGAAGUUCCUGAUAUGAAUGCAUUGCAUAUUCCUAAAAGAGGCCAAACUCGCAAAAUUGUUGAUCAAAUUUCAGUAGAGCAUCAUUACCGUGUUAAUUUAUUUCUGGCUGUAAUUGAUACACAAUUGCAAGAGCUUAAUGGAAGAUUCAAUGAUAAUAUGGUGGAAUUGCUUACUUUAAGUUCAACUUUAGAUCCUAGACAUAAUUAUAAGUUCUUCAAUGUCAACAAAGUAUGUGAAUUAGUAGAACGGUUUUAUCCAAGUGACUUCAGUGACCAAGAAAAAUUUCACAUUAGAAUGCAAGCUCAACAUUAUGAACUUGAUGUUCCUAAUCAUGUUGAAUUAACUAACUUGUGCACAAUUUCGGAGUUAUGUCAAGGAUUAACGAAGACAGGAAAGUCUUUAACAUAUCCUUUAAUUGAUCGUUUGAUUCGCUUGGUAUUAACUCUCCCUGUUUCUACAACUGAGAGAUCUUUUUCAGCUAUGAAUAUUGUGAAGAGUAGACUCAGAAAUAAAAUGGAAGAUGAAUUGCUUGCUAAUUGUCUUUUGAUUUAA
Arachis ipaensis is the source of this 2244-nucleotide messenger RNA. Lineage: Eukaryota; Viridiplantae; Streptophyta; Magnoliopsida; Fabales; Fabaceae. The record is from RefSeq and is a predicted model, not a curated record.